UCGAUUCGAUCGUCAGUUCUGAGCAAUCCGUCCAUCGAUACAGACGUGUUCUCUUCCUCGUUUCGAACACUGGGGAGAACGGGCAUCCUUAGGGAACUUUGCAAAAAUUGCAUUCUGCGAUAGUCGAUCUAUAGGGAGAUCAUCAGUUUUAAGGAAGGAAGUAAUUGUGGGGUUUUGCUUGUGAUCAAUAUUCGGCAGCGGAAAUUCCAACCAGUUUGUUGAAGAGUGUGGGAACCAAGUGUGGAACCAAUAACCGAGAAACGAUUUCUCAUCAUAAGUACUUUGAAGCACGGCGCGAUUCGCCAGUUAGGAGGAAGGAAUACGCAUUGGGUGAAGGUGUGAAGAAAGAGUUAAAAGAAAGUAGUUGAAAAACAAAACACAAGACGAACGACGACGAUCGGUCCUGUGUUGGAGUUGGAAAGGAGCACCAGAAACUGUUAUGUGUGAUUAAUUCAGCCGCGAGUUUAUUUUUCGGGGCGGAAAGUGUGUGUGUGCCGUGCCGUGCCGCACCACCAGCAGGCCAAGUGUUUGGAAUUUUUGGCUAAGCUCGGACACUAGUGAUUUCUAUAUGGGUGUACUGAACGUGAUCGGUUCCGGUGCCGGUGCAGCAGUCGAGUGCCAGUCGAAUUGCAAGAAGAACGAAAAUAUCUUCUCACCGAUCAAGAACAAGAUGAAAGUGCUCAAGAAGAUCAAGAAAAGGAUGGGACUAGCUCCUCGCAGCGCAUCGUCCUGUCCCGGGCCCAACAAUUUACCCCCGCUGCAGUUUCACAGCGUACACGGAGACAACAUUAGAAUUUCGCGCGACGGAUCCGUAGCUCGCCGGUACGAGUCCUUCUGCAAAGGCAUCGCGUUCAGUGCGCGGCCGGUCCGCGUAAACGAACGCGUAUGCGUCAAGUUCCUCGACAUAUCCAACAACUGGAGUGGCGUGAUCCGGUUUGGAUUCACCUGCAACGACCCAGCCACACUGCGUGGCAAUCUGCCAAAAUAUGCCUGCCCUGAUCUGACCAACAAACCUGGAUUCUGGGCGAAGGCCCUAAACGAACGCUACUGCUACCGCAAUAACGUUCUUUUCUACUACGUAACACCGUCUGGCGAUGUGCACUUUGGCAUCAAUGGCGAAGAGAAGGGAGUUUUUAUUACCGACGUCGAUGCACGCGGUCCCUUGUGGGCUGUGAUUGAUGUGUACGGAAAUUCUACGGCAAUUGAGUUCCUAGAUUCGCGCAUUUACAUGUUCCAAGCACAGCAGCAACAGCAACAACAACAGCAGCAACAACAACAUCAUCACCAUCAUCAUUCACAACCUGCGCAGAGCCAAUCCUGUGGACGCCGCUCUGCCGAUCAGGAAAUCGUACCUCAGCUGGAAUCACUCAGUAUCAAUCAGCAUAAUCAGCAGCUUUUGGAAGAGCGACCGACACCCGCUGCCAUCAUCAGUCCAGCGGCUAGUAUGCGCUAUAACAGCCCUGUGCCUGGUCUGCUGCCGCUCCCGUUCCAUCCGGUGCGUGGGCGAAACGUGAAAUUUUCCGCCGAUCGAUCCAUCGCAACCCGAGUCGAAUCGGAAUUCUGUCAAGGUUACGUUUUCACUCCCCGUCCAAUCAAGAUAGGCGAACGGCUAAUCAUUCAGAUCCUCAAGACCGACACAAUGUUCGUCGGUUCAUUGGCCCUAGGGCUGACCUCCUGUGAUCCAGCUACGCUGCAGCUGUCGGACUUGCCGGACGAUUCCGAUUUGCUUCUAGACCGACCGGAGUAUUGGGUUGUUAGUAAGGACGUUGCAUCCACGCUAGUCCGCGGCGAUGAGCUUUGCUUUUCGAUUUCGGUCAACGGUGAAGUUUCCGUCAGCAAAAAUGGUGGACCCCAAUCGGUGAUUAUGCACAUCGAUCAAAGCCUGCAGCUGUGGGCCUUCCUCGAUGUCUACGGUUCCACACAAAGCGUUCGUCUGUUUACACACGCAAUCCCUGCUACAAUUGCGACAGCAUCCUGCUCCGCCCUCUACGAUCCUCGUCCGAUUGCAGCCUCUGCUAGUCAGCGCAGCCUUCAAAUUCAGUCAUCAGCUGCUGCACAACCCCAGCCGACUGCUUCACUGCGGUCGGAUAUGAUUCAAAUCAAUCCGGGUGGUACGGUCUUGGUUGUCAAUCUACCGCCAACAGAAGUGAUCUCACCAGCCUCAUCACAACCAUCGGUUCAGCAAGCUCAGGCUACCAUCGUGAGUCGUGGCUUGCCGAACUCAGCAUCAACGCUUUCUGUUCCUUUAUCAACGCUCUCACUAUCCUCGCACACAAGUUCCACUGGCACCAGCGAAAUUGUUCCGGCUUAUAAUUUCAGUGAGCCUCUUCCCGCAUACAACAAUGCAACCAAUUACAACACCUUGGCUGCUGGUGUCGGUUCAGCUAGCUGUGGGGGUGGCAGUAGCAGCAGCUGUGCCACUACCCUGACAACGGCUGGGAAUGGUGCCCCGAUCUACAGCUCUACCGGUGUGGAUUGCACGAUCUGUUUCGAAAAACCGAUCGAUUCGGUGCUGUACAUGUGCGGCCAUAUGUGCAUGUGCUACGAUUGCGCGAUUAAGCAAUGGCGAGGCAUCGGCGGUGGCCACUGUCCACUGUGUCGUGCCGUUAUACGGGACGUGAUUCGCACCUACAAGUCCUAAGCACCGAUCGAUAUCUGGUCACGAUACCAAAUGGAAGCAAAUUGAAAUGUGAUUUUUAUUCCAAAAACAAACGAAACACGAAAAAAAAGAUAUAUGCGAGGGCAGUGAAACUUGAAGAAGGAAAGCAAACUUUCGGAAACGUUCUGGUCAAAAUUAUACACUUAUAUUUUAUGCGAGUAAACUAUACAGUAGUCAAAAUUUCUUAUGGUUGAUGAAGGGACAGAGAGAGUAAAUGCUAAUCACAAAAUUGUUGGUUGUUGGUUUGCGUUUCGCAAGACCAUCGAAUUGUUUAAAAAAAAAAAAAAAAGAAAACGGUCAGUUUAGUUGCGUUUACUGUCGGAGUCGUUGACGAAUACAUUAUCUAGUGAGUAAGUUUGUAGGACAAAGUUGCUGAUCAACAAAGCAAAAAAGUAAAAAAAAAAAAAAACAAGAAAGUAAAUUUUGCUUAUAGUCUUGAACACGACAGUGAGGAAAUUGCCAAAUACAAUGCAUCACUUCCAAAUGAAACUUGAGAGAGUGCCGAAGGAAUGGAAAAGAUUUACUAAAGGAAUGCACCUACGAUAAUAUUUAUGUUUAAUCCUGAUAAUUUUACGGUAUUUCCAGUUGUCGCACAUUCGAUGGUUGUGUUCAUCCUGAGCAACAUUCUAUUUAAUAAAAACUUUUACUAUCUAGUCAAAAAGAAAAAACAAACAAAACUUCAAUAUAUAUCGAAAUGAGCGAUCACCCCAAAGGAAGACAUAGACAUAGUAAGAAACCUUAUUUUUCUCGCAAUGGACUACUUCUAAAUAAUUAUAUUGCGUCCUAUUUUCCUGAUUUCUACUUAAUCCAUAGAAAAGCUACACUCUACUAGCAUGAUUGAAAAUAUUACAUACCCACACUUAUCCGGUCAGUAGCGGAAACGAUAGGCAGUGUAGAACAUUAUUAUCGAUAUAUGCCACGUCUCGAAAGGGUCACGAUUUGAAGCAUUACUAGCUGUAAGGUCAAGAAAAUCCAAUGAACACUACUUAUUAUUAGAAAGAAAACAGAUAGUUGACACAUUUAUUAAUUUAUUGUUAUCUAAGCCAACAACAUAUUUUUAAAGUUAGCUAAUUUAACGGAAAAAAUACAAACUCCUUGUGCUAAAAUUGAA
This is a messenger RNA of Wyeomyia smithii (pitcher-plant mosquito), 3770 nucleotides long. RefSeq names its product protein neuralized (gene neur). The coding region runs from base 569 to 2641 and encodes 690 amino acids. The record is from RefSeq and is a predicted model, not a curated record. Gene Ontology annotation, molecular function: ubiquitin protein ligase activity. The transcript has 3 exons. Lineage: Eukaryota; Metazoa; Arthropoda; Insecta; Diptera; Culicidae.